Messenger RNA from Erinaceus europaeus (western European hedgehog), 2896 nucleotides. It is a transcript of the gene DMPK, whose product is annotated as DM1 protein kinase. Gene Ontology annotation, biological process: actomyosin structure organization; peptidyl-threonine phosphorylation. Bases 160 to 2190 code for a protein of 676 amino acids. Lineage: Eukaryota; Metazoa; Chordata; Mammalia; Eulipotyphla; Erinaceidae. Gene Ontology annotation, molecular function: ATP binding; protein serine/threonine kinase activity. The transcript is spliced from 14 exons. Gene Ontology annotation, cellular component: cytoplasm; cytoskeleton. The record is from RefSeq and is a predicted model, not a curated record.
AGCAGCCCUCAGAGAAGUGGCCAGACAGGCCUGGGGGACAGCUGGGGACAGCAGACAUGCUGCAGGGGCCCUGGGGUGUGGGCAGGGGCAACCAGGCCCAGUGACAGGAGGACCCCGAGCCCCGGGCACGGGGAGGGGCCAUGGUGCUGCCUGCCCGCCAUGUCAGCCGAGGUGCGGCUUCAGCGGCUCCAGCAGCUGGUCCUGGACCCCGGCUUCCUGGGGCUGGAGCCCCUGCUCGACCUUCUCCUGGGCGUCCACCAGGAGCUGGGCACCUCCGAGCUGGCCCAGGACAAGUAUGUGGCCGACUUCUUGAAGUGGGUGGAGCCCAUCGCGGCGAGGCUUAAGGAGGCCCGGCUGCGGAGGGAUGACUUUGAGAUCCUGAAGGUGAUCGGACGCGGGGCGUUCAGCGAGGUUGCCGUGGUGAAAAUGAAGCAGACGGGGCAGGUGUUUGCCAUGAAGAUUAUGAAUAAGUGGGACAUGCUGAAGAGGGGCGAGGUGUCGUGCUUUCGAGAAGAGAGGGACGUGUUGGUGAAUGGGGACCGGCGCUGGAUCACACAGCUACACUUCGCCUUCCAGGACGAGAACUACCUGUACCUGGUGAUGGAGUACUACGUGGGCGGGGACCUGCUGACACUGCUGAGCAAGUUCGGGGAGCGGAUCCCGGCGGAGAUGGCCCGCUUCUACCUGGCAGAGAUCGUCAUGGCCAUAGACUCGGUGCACCAGCUGGGCUAUGUGCACAGGGACAUCAAGCCAGACAACAUCCUCCUGGACCGCUGCGGCCACAUUCGCUUGGCUGACUUCGGGUCCUGCCUCAAGUUGCGCGCUGAUGGGACGGUGAGAUCGCUGGUGGCUGUGGGCACCCCGGACUACCUGUCCCCCGAGAUCCUGCAGGCCGUGGGCGGCGGGCCCGGGGCGGGCAGCUACGGGCCGGAGUGUGACUGGUGGGCGCUGGGCGUGUUCGCCUACGAGAUGUUCUACGGACAGACGCCCUUCUACGCCGACUCCACCGCGGAGACCUACGGCAAGAUCGUGCACUACAAGGAGCACCUGUCGCUGCCACUGACGGACGCGGGUGUCCCCGAGGAGGCUCGCGACCUCAUCCAGCGGCUCCUGUGUCCCCCGGAGACGCGGCUGGGCCGGGAUGGGGCGGCCGACUUCCGGAAGCACCCCUUUUUCUUUGGCCUUAACUGGGACAGCCUCCGGGACAGCGUGCCCCCCUUCACACCCGAUUUCGAGGGGGCCACCGACACAUGCAACUUUGAUUUGGUGGAGGACGGGCUCACUGCCAUGGUGAGCGGGGGCGGGGAGACGCUGUCGGAUAUGCAGGAAGGCAUGCCUCUGGGCGUCCACCUGCCCUUCGUGGGCUACUCCUACUCCUGCAUGGCCCUCAGGGACGACAAGGUCCACAGCCCCAUGCCCAUGGAACUGGAGGCCCAGGCCUUGCCAGGGCCCUUGCCUGAGCCACCCACGCAGGCACCCUGCCUGGAGCCCCUGGCAUCCCGCCGGGAGGAGACAGCUGAAGUGGCAGUGCCGGAGGCCACACGGGAGGCGGAGGUGACACUGCGGGAGCUCCGGGAGGCCCUGGAGGAGGAGGUGUUUACCCGGCAGAGCCUGAGCCAGGAGCUGGAGGCCAUCCGCACUGCCAACCAGAACUUCGUCAGCCGGCUGCGGGAGGCCGAGGCCCGGAACCGGGACCUGGAGGCGCACGUCCGACAGCUGCAGGAGCGCGUGGAGCUGCUGCAGGCCGAGGAGGCGGCAGGCGAGUCCCGCGGCCGCGGGCGGGCGGGAGGCCGCGGCGGGCGGACACCGGGGGCGGGCGAGGGGCCCGGGCUGGGGCACGCCGCGCCACCGCCCUCCUGCGCCCCUCCACACGCCCUACGCCUCUUUCUUCUCCUUCCAGCCGCCACGGGGGCCCCUGCACCCCGGGCCACGGAUGCACCUUCCCAUCUAGAUGGCCCCCCGGCCGUGGCUCUGGGCCAGUGCCCGCUGGUGGGGCCAGGCCCCCUGCACCGCCGCCACCUGCUGCUCCCUGCCAGGGUCCCUAAGCCUGGCUUACCGGAGGCGCGUCCCCUGCUCCUGUUCACCGCUGCUCUGGCUGGUGCCGCCGCCCUGGGCUGCGCUGGGCUGGUGGCCUGCGCCCGCCAGCUCAACCCGGCCUGGCGCCACUCGGGAGCCGCCUCCGCCUCCUGAGCCCUAGAACCCCAGCUUGUGUUUGACUCGGGCUCCUCCCUGGAGGGCUGGGUGAUCGAGGCACGUUCCAGAACCUACUCCCAGCGCCUCCCGGUUAACCUCACUCCAAGCGUGCGGUCCCCGCCCCAGUUCCAGCCCUGUGAUCCGGGCCCGCCCCCUGGCGGCCGGGGAGGGAAGCCGGGCCCGCAGCCGGAGAGUGGGGUUCGACGAGGCUGGGAAACAGGACGGGAAUGCUGCCGCUGCCGCCGGGGAAACCCGGCUGGGCAAAGACCACCCGACGGGCACGGACAGCCCGCGAUCUGGAGAAGUCAGAGGGCCAGGGCUUGGCCAUCGGGUGUUCACCCUCCAUGCACACACACACCACCACCACCACCACCACCCCCCCCCCGCCAACACCAGCUUGCGGGCCACGAUUCCUCCCUGUGCACGAGGCCUGCUCCCCCGGGAACGUCCUGCGCUCGGUCCCCUUGCUUCCACCACCCCGCUUUUCCGGGAAGCCCCGCGCCUUGGCUCGCGCGCUGCUUUGCUUCUCCGGUUUGGGUAUUUAUUGACCUGUCCUGCGACCCGCUGACAGGCUCCAAGACCCCAGCACUCCCAUCCACGUUUUGGAUGCACUGAGAUCCCGACAUUCCUCGGUAUUUAUUGUCUCCCCCCACCUGGUACUCCACCCCCGACCCCCGCGAAUAAAGCGCCCUCGUGUUCGUCA